Molecule: messenger RNA, 222 nt
Organism: Acanthoscelides obtectus
Lineage: Eukaryota; Metazoa; Arthropoda; Insecta; Coleoptera; Chrysomelidae
Source: the annotation of a GenBank genome assembly
GUUCGCUAUAGUCUGGUGGUGGUUCAUAAUCUGGCGGAUCAUCAGGCGCUACUCAAGUCAAAUAUCCGUAAUGACAGUAUCCGAGGUGGCUAUUGCAACAUACGGUACGGAUCCAGAAACAAAUGCGUAUUACUCUCGUUUGCCAAUAUUUAAUUGGCACUUUCUGGACUGCAAAAUUAAUAUGUGCUAAAAAAAAUUCACCCAAAAAGGUGUCAUUGAAAC